UCCAUCUUGUCAUUGUCAACCGUGCAACAAGCCGAAAUUUCAAUUUCUGAAACAAUAAAUAAUUUGAUUUGCCGGACGCAAAAUUCAAUAAAAGGCACUACUGUUUAGUGUUUAUUUCGAUAGAAAAUAGUAAAAAUGUCGAAAGCUCACCCUCCGGAAUUAAAAAAGUUCAUGGACAAGAAGUUGUCUAUCAAGCUGAACGCUGGUCGUGCUGUGACCGGUGUCCUCCGGGGAUUUGAUCCCUUCAUGAACCUUGUGCUGGAUGAAUCAGUGGAGGAAUGCAAAGAUGGCCAGCGCAACAACAUAGGCAUGGUGGUCAUCAGAGGAAACAGCAUUGUAAUGUUAGAGUCAUUAGAUAGAAUAUAGUAAUAGUUUCAUUCCUUAAUUUAAGUUAUCAUAGGAAAAUGUGUGAGAAAGGAAAUAAUUUCUAAGGAGUGUAAAAGUAACACAACAGCAGAAAAUUUAAUAAAUUUUACAUAUUCCAACUUCACAGAGCCAAUAAAAUAGCACCAGUAUUCAUUAUAAUUUUGUAUACAGAAGAUAAUGUUAAUUUCAGUUAUGUAUCAAGGUCACGGGUGAGAAUAAAAAUAUAGUAAAACCUAUUAAA
This is a messenger RNA of Helicoverpa armigera (cotton bollworm), 607 nucleotides long. RefSeq names its product Small nuclear ribonucleoprotein G (gene SNRPG). Gene Ontology annotation, cellular component: U2-type prespliceosome; spliceosomal tri-snRNP complex; catalytic step 2 spliceosome. The record is from RefSeq and is a predicted model, not a curated record. Gene Ontology annotation, biological process: spliceosomal snRNP assembly; mRNA splicing, via spliceosome. NCBI's taxonomy places the organism in Eukaryota, Metazoa, Arthropoda, Insecta, Lepidoptera, Noctuidae. The coding region runs from base 136 to 366 and encodes 76 amino acids. The transcript has 3 exons. Gene Ontology annotation, molecular function: RNA binding.